AUGGCGAACAAAAUAGCUAACCACUCAGUCACUAUCGGAACGAAUAAUGUUUUUGCGACGAUGAAUAACCUCUUUUUGAAGGACCACAACGGCCAAGAUUACUACCAUUACUAUGCGGAUUUGGAUUUGUGCAAUCUUGCCUCGCUCAUCGCCAUUGGUGUUUUCAUCGACAACAAAAGCAUGUUCGACAACGCGGUCAACUAUGUGAAGACUGGACCUUCCAAUGGAGCUUUCCCUGUCUUUUCUGUUGCAAACUUUACAGAGCCGGGCUUUGAGAAGGUCCUGAUGCAAGGUAAAGAGGCCGGGCGUGACCAGUGUCAUGCUACAUUAGAUUUUGCGCUCUCAGGCAUUGUCGCGCAACAGGCGUACAACCAGGGGGUGGAUCUGUUUGCUACUUACGAGAAUGAGAUUCUGAAUGGUGCUGAAUACGUUGACAAGUACAGUGUCGGUUGUGAUGUGCCCUACACCCCAUAUUUAAGCUACCAGGGCAACAAAACCGUUAUUUCCAACAGCUCGCGCGGAACUAUCUGUCCCGGGUUUGAGUUAAUGUCUGCUCAUUAUGGCCAGCUCAAAGAGCUCAACUCUUUUUGGACUGAUGAAUAUCGUGACUAG
Molecule: messenger RNA, 612 nt
Organism: Penicillium manginii
Lineage: Eukaryota; Fungi; Ascomycota; Eurotiomycetes; Eurotiales; Aspergillaceae
Exons: 2
Coding region: 1-612 (203 amino acids)
Source: RefSeq, a predicted model, not a curated record